Dovyalis caffra is the source of this 1008-nucleotide messenger RNA. Lineage: Eukaryota; Viridiplantae; Streptophyta; Magnoliopsida; Malpighiales; Salicaceae. The record is from the annotation of a GenBank genome assembly.
AUGGAGGACACAGCAACUCUCAGUGUAACCAAACCAAUCCGUUGCAUUGUUAAACUUGGAGGUGCAGCAAUUACUUGCAAGAAUGAGUUAGAGAAGAUAAAUGAAGAAAAUGUUGAGAUUGUUUCCUCACAGCUAAGGGAAGCUAUGAUUACUGGGUCUAGCUCCCGAAAGGUUCCUGGGAUGGAUUGGAGCAAGAGACCUGGAAAAUCUGGAAUUUCUUGUGAUGCUGAUGAUUUUGAGGAUCAAACCUUGGAUUCUAGCAGUUUUAUUGUUGUUCAUGGAGCAGGUUCUUUUGGGCACUUUCAGGCAAGCAAAUCAGGGGUUCAUAAAGGUGGAUUGAACCAAACACUUGUGAAGGCUGGUUUUGUUGCCACACGCAUUUCCGUUACGACUCUUAAUCUUGAAAUUGUUCGAGCGCUAGCCAGAGAGGGCAUUCCUUCUGUUGGAAUGUCUCCUUUUUCAUGUGGAUGGACAACCUCUGAGAGAAAUAUGGCAUUGGCUGAUUUAUCAAUGGUAGCUCAGGCAAUUGACUCUGGAUUCAUACCUGUCUUACAUGGAGAUGCUGUACUUGAUGAUUUGCAGGGAUGCACCAUAUUGAGUGGUGAUGUUAUUAUACGUCAUCUUGCAGCCUACUUGAAGCCUGAAUAUGUUGUUUUCCUGACAGAUGUUUUGGGUGUCUACGAUCGUCCACCUUCAGAACCUAAUGCAGUGCUCUUGAGGGAGAUCGCUGUGAGUGGAGAUGGGAGCUGGUCUGUUGUGAAACCAACACUUGAGGACAUGAAUAAGCAAGUUGAAAUAACCGUAGCAGCCCACGAUACAACUGGUGGAAUGUUGACCAAGAUAUCAGAAGCUGCUAUGAUUGCAAAACUUGGAAUCGACGUCUACAUUGUGAAGGCAGCAACAACCCAUUCUUCAAGGGCUUUAAGUGGAGAAGUGAAAGGCGCUAUUCCUGAGGAUUGGCUGGGGACCGUCAUUCGGUUUGUUGGCAAAGCAAAUAGUACUUGCUGA